UACACUCAGUGUUUUUGUUGUGUCCAUAGUGCAACAGAAGUUACAGUCUGCCCAGCCAAGUGCAGCUGAGCAGGUGUGGCUCACAUCCAAGGAGCCAAUCAGCAGUAGACAUGAGGUCGAGGGUGAUGAAGUGGAGCAGCUGAUACGCCGGCAUGAAGCAUUCAGGAAGGCAGCGGCUACGUGGAAGGAACACUUUAGCUCCUUACGGCAGGCGGAGAAACUGAAGGAGGAGCAGACUAAGCAGCCUUCCACCUCGUCUCUUCUCAACAGACAGAUGUUCCCUCUCUCCUGCCUUGUGCCCAGCUCUUCUUCGUCCUCCUCUUCCUCCUCUCUCUUCCGGAACCCUCUCCAGGACACACUGCUCGAGCCCAAGCCCAGUCCUCAAGACCUUGUACAUACUGUGGCGCACACAGCCACACACCCACUCACCCACAGGCUCGGAUCUGCACUUAAUCCAUACACACCGGUCAUGAAUGGCUCUUCCUACCAUGGACUAAGCCAACAGGGUGUGCUAGGGCUAGACAGCCCCAGCUACCAUGGACUAAACCAACAAGUUGGUGUUCUGGGGGCGAACAGCUCCAGUUACACUGGAUUAAAUCAACAGGGUGUUUUAGGGGUGGACAGCUCUAGCUACACCGGGCUAAAUCAACAGGGUGUCAUGGGAGCUGAUGGCUCUAGCUAUCACAGCCUGAACCAUCUCGGUGCCAUGGGGGUGACCGAACCUAAACUGGCGUAUGCUUGGCAGCAUCUGAAGGCUGACUUCCUCCAGCCCAAAAUCAACCACAUCCACAAGGCUGUCCCACCUCUAUUGGAGGCCCACCGUGGCCAUCUUAUUGGUGGAGCAGCAGAUGUCCCUGGGACCCCAGUAGGCAUGGACCCUUCCCUGGAGAUGAUCCACAGCCGGUUGCAGAGGGAUCCACGAGGCAGCCGCUCAGACCCCCAGAUGGACCACCUGCGCCGGGAGAGGGAGUACCGGCUGGGACGGCAGACGUCCAGCGAGCAGGAGAUCCAGGCCAGGCUGAACGAGCUGCCGCUGAUUGUGCGGCAGGAACGUUACCGCCGGCGACUGGAGCGUCAGUCGUCCAGCGAGCAGGAGGGAAGCGGAAAACACAGACUGCAGAGGCAGGACUCCAGUGACCAGGAGUCUGGGAAAGAAGGGUCAGACAAGAGGCAAUCAGGGGAGAAACGCUCCACCAUGGCUGAGAUAGUGGAACAGGUACAGGAGAGAGAAGCGUGCCAUGCGAGAGGGGAGGUCUAUCGGCCACCCAGCAGUCUUUCGGCCCCUGUCACGCGUCUUGAUCGCCCUCGAGCUCGUGAUAGGCCCAAGCCCCGGCGAAGGCCACGUCCCAAAGAGCCUGAGGAGACCCGCCGAUCUCGAUCUGCCCCUGCACAGAGCAUCCCGACCACCCCACAGCCUCCAACACACACUGUCCGCCAUGAGGGCUUCUUGUACCGCAAGCAUGAGGAAGAGGGCAAGGAGAGGAGCCCCAACAGUAAGUCAUGGGUGAACCUGUUCUGCGUACUCAACAAAGGAGAGAUCGGCUUCUACAAGGAUGCGAGGAACACGACAACCCCUUACAACGACGAGCCGCUCCUCAAUCUAGCCAUCUGCACCUUCGACACCACCAACGGUUACAAGAAGAAGAAGAACGUCUUCAUCCUCAGGACCGAAACUGAAGGGGACUAUAUCUUCUUGGCAAAAGAUGAGGAGGAUCUUAAGCGCUGGGUCAACAGCAUCAACGCCAGCCUGAGUGAGAUCGAGGAAAUCGCAAAGUGGGAGAAACCAACCACCUCCUCCACCGACCCCGACAAAUCAGAACGCAAGGAGCGCUCAGAGGGUGCGGAGCCGUCGGAGAAGAGCGAGAAGUCAGAGAAGUCGGAGCGCUCGGAGCGGUCGGACAAAGGAGAGGCGUCGGAGAAAAGCUCGGAAAAGAGGGACACGUCGGAGAGAGAGCGAGCCGAGAGACGGGAAAGAGAGAGGGGCGAGAGAGAGAGGGGCGAGAGAGGCGAAAGAGAGAGAGGAGAGAGGGGACGUUUUUCUGUUGUCGGGUGUUUCUUGCGUUCAGAUGUUAAGCCCGUGUAUGGGAAGCUUCUCAAGUUUCAGUAA
Messenger RNA from Colossoma macropomum (tambaqui), 2107 nucleotides. Its product is annotated as spectrin beta chain, non-erythrocytic 4-like. Gene Ontology annotation, biological process: actin cytoskeleton organization. Gene Ontology annotation, molecular function: actin filament binding; phospholipid binding. The record is from RefSeq and is a predicted model, not a curated record. Lineage: Eukaryota; Metazoa; Chordata; Actinopteri; Characiformes; Serrasalmidae. Bases 275 to 2107 code for a protein of 610 amino acids. Gene Ontology annotation, cellular component: cortical actin cytoskeleton; cell projection; plasma membrane. The transcript has 8 exons.